Fusarium falciforme is the source of this 2349-nucleotide messenger RNA. RefSeq lists its product as hypothetical. Bases 1 to 2349 code for a protein of 782 amino acids. Gene Ontology annotation, biological process: GPI anchor biosynthetic process. The transcript is spliced from 6 exons. Gene Ontology annotation, cellular component: membrane; endoplasmic reticulum. Lineage: Eukaryota; Fungi; Ascomycota; Sordariomycetes; Hypocreales; Nectriaceae. The record is from RefSeq and is a predicted model, not a curated record.
AUGCACCCCUUUUCCGUCCUUACGCUCGGCAUCUUCGUCGCUGGCUACAUCACUGCCCGCUGGGACCUUGUUACUCGCCUCUAUGAACUUGCCAUCUUUGCCUGGGAAAACGGAGUUGUCACGCGCGCGACAAAGGCCUUUGCUGCCCUAACCAUUCUCUUCCUUGCCGUGUUCGCUCCCACCGUACUGCUUGCCACUCAAGAAACGAAUCUGUCGCUUGUCAUGGUAGAGCAUGAUGGGUUGAUGAGAGUGUUCUGGCCGACGGACAUUCCUAAGUCGGAUCGUCCUGGUGUCGUGGUGGGAUGGCGCAAUUCCAUCUUGGAUGUCUUUGUCGUGGCCAUCCUUGAAGAUGUUGACGCUAGGAUCACCGAGUCGCAUCUCAAGGUUGGCACCUUCUUCCGCAGCGAGGCUCACCCAGCCAGCCAAAUCAGCGAUAUGUGCGGACAUAGUUCGAUGCAUGUCCUCGGCCUCUCGAACGCCCCUGAUCCAAGCCUGGCCGAUCCAUCUUGGCUUUGCGCGACAACAAAUACGAAUCCAAGAGUACCAAAAAUUACUUGCUCCCGAGCCGUCAGUGUUCAACUCAUCCUUUACGAUCGACCCUAUCCUCAAGGGAUGCAAUACAUAUCAUUAAACCCAAUUGCUCUUGCGCUUGGUCAUGAUGGAUCGCAGUUGGACGACACAAUAGCACCAGAGGGAGAGGAGGAGACUCGAGAACGUGAGAUGAAGGAGGAGAAGCGCAAGCUCGUUGAGAAGCUCAAGCUGCACACAAUCUCGAAACGGGUGCCCUCCGCCCGCGACAAAGCUUUACCAAAGAUCAUCAACCAAGUCAAUUGGUCCUGGGAGCUCGAAAAGACGCUGCAGAAGAAUGUCGGGCGCAUAGGGACGAGACCUCGACGCAGCCUCAGUGUUUCGGAGCGUGUCGUCGAGACUGCUUCUACCAUGAGGAACUAUGUCAUCAUGCAACUGUGGACGUGGUGUACUCUGUACAUCUUCCCCAUUGGGCAACAGGCACUAAUUCUUGGGCUCAUGGGAUAUCGGAUCAUGACAGAGAUGUUGCUCUUGUUGCUCGAGUUCCGGAUCAAGCCUGGUUACGCGGCAUUGAAGGACAUUUCGGCCACAGCUCAACAAGUUGAAAUACGCCUUCAACAGUUUUGUUACUGGCCGAUGCAGUACAUGACGCUGCGGCAACGCAAAGAUAAUUGGGCGAGCGUCACCACGAGCCAUCCAGACUACAUCCGAUUCUACAACAGCUUGUGGCUCGUUGCCAACGACGUCAUUAUUGGCAUUGCCCUCGGCUCAUAUAUCAUUGAGAACGCCGACUGGGUAGCGACACAAAUCGGCAACUUGCUCCGCACAUAUACCGUCGAUGCGCUACAGAGCAGCAUAUCAUGGUUGAUGGGUUGGCCUGCUGGCCUCAAGCUUAAUACAGAGCUGGCAGCCUUUUUGGGGGAUCUGUUCCUAUGGGUCAUUGACUACUGGUCUAGCUGUAUCGAGACUCUGACUCCGGCGCUGCCCAAGAUGGUGUGGUUCAUAGGAUUCUCUUCCUUUGCUGGGGCAAGCAUGCCCAUUGCUAUGUUCUCGGAUAUGCUCUCCACGUUGACUAUCCACAUCUAUUCGUUUUAUUUGGCGUCUGGGCGGAUAUAUCACUGGCAGCUGACGAUUCUGCAAUCCUUGUUCCACCUCUUUCGUGGCAAGAAGCACAACAUUCUUCGCAAUCGUAUCGACUCUUGCGAUUAUGAUUUGGAUCAGCUCCUUGUCGGCACCAUCCUCUUUACUCUGCUCUUCUUCCUCUUGCCGACAGUUGCCGUCUUCUACCUCAACUUUGCCAUUGCCAGGAUGGCCAUCAUCUCUCUCAAGGCCGGGUUCGACACGGCCCUGUCUUGCCUGAACCACUUUCCGUUGUUUGCGCUCAUGUUGAGAAUAAAAGACCCAAGGAGACUGCCAGGCGGCAUUCGGUUUGAACUUCGAGAUACCCACGAUUAUAGACAUGAUACCACGAGCAGCGCUGAUGGACCACCCCCUACCUCGGUCAUCUAUCUCAAGUCAAUCCCUUUGACGUUUCGAAUAAUGUUCAACCAGUACUUCCAAAUGGCCAACCGCAUUAGGAAACACUACUUGUCACCAAAGGUCUUUUUCUGCCUUCUGACGGGCAUGUUUGUGCCACCUAUCAACCGUAAGAACUUGUAUAGUCUUCAGUACAGCAUGCUGCCAGCGCGAAGGGCCACCAUCCGAGAGAUGUGGAGGGUAUUGAAUAAGCCCCGGCCAGCGAAGAAAUUUCCACUCCCGUAUAUCCCGCCGUUACCCAACGGUGGAAGACGGACAUCAGCGAACAUUGGGAGGACUAGAUAA